Aureobasidium pullulans EXF-150 is the source of this 2083-nucleotide messenger RNA. Its product is annotated as mitochondrial carrier. The record is from RefSeq and is a predicted model, not a curated record. The coding region runs from base 216 to 1700 and encodes 494 amino acids. The transcript has 8 exons. Gene Ontology annotation, molecular function: ATP transmembrane transporter activity; calcium ion binding. Gene Ontology annotation, biological process: transmembrane transport. NCBI's taxonomy places the organism in Eukaryota, Fungi, Ascomycota, Dothideomycetes, Dothideales, Saccotheciaceae.
AGGCCUUUUCGGUUGUUCGAGGCUUAAAGCGAAGAAGAAGAUAACACGCUUUUCGUUGUUUGCUUGCUGCCAAUUUCUAUCUGCUGCCGUGUUGUGCUCGCCGUCGAAGAAGCGCCUGUUGCUGGAGAAUCAGCAAGGCGUAUCGAGGACCCCCCUCUCCUGUUAUAUCAGAGCCAUGAAACCGAGAUAGCCCGAACUUCAACAGACGGCAGACCAUGGACGCCGAAUCAUCAGCCGAAAGAGAAACCAGGGCUCGUUCCUUGUGGAAGAAGCUGGACACACAGAACGAGGGCUUCCUAGACUUCAAAGCCUUCAGGAAAGGCCUGAAGAAGCUCGACCACCCUCUGAAGAACGCAGAUGGAUUGAUCGAGGACGUGCUUGAAGCUGUCGACAUCAACAACAGUGGUCGCAUCGAAUACGAUGAGUUCCGCAAAUUUGUCGACCAAACCGAACGGGAACUCUGGCAACUAUUCCAGAGUAUAGACCGCAACCACGAUGGCAAUCUCGACAAGAACGAGUUACGCGCUGCCUUUGUCCGCGCCGGCCUCGCAGUUCCCAACUCGCGCCUCGACAGCUUCUUCGACGAUGUUGACACGGAUAACGACGGCGUCAUAAACUUCGGAGAAUGGCGUGACUUCCUCCUGUUCAUGCCUAUGAGCUCGCCAGGACUCAAGGCCGUCAUGUCAUAUUACCAGUCAGCCAUGAAGGUGACUGCAGAGGGCGAUGUGUCAGUCAGCGAUGAUGCAAUUCAGGGACUAGGCUACUUCCUGGCUGGUGGCAUUUCAGGCGUCGCUUCGAGAACCACGACAGCCCCUCUAGACCGUCUCAAGGUCUACCUCAUCGCACAAACCGGCGCCACCGAAACAGUACAAGCCGUCAAAAAUGGCGCUCCCGCAGCAGCAGCAAAGUCGAGCGCAAACACAUUGGUUAGAGCUUGCAAGGAGCUCUGGGCCGCAGGCGGUAUACGUAGUCUAUUUGCUGGCAACGGUUUGAACGUAGUCAAGGUUAUGCCCGAAUCUGCAGUCAAGUUCGGCUCGUAUGAGGCAGCAAAGAAAAUGGUUGCGCGAUUCGAGGGCCACACAAACACUCGGAAGAUCUCGCCCGUUUCGCAAUUUAUCGCUGGUGGUGUAGCAGGAAUGGUUUCACAAGCUGUCGUUUACCCUCUCGACACGUUAAAAUUCCGAAUGCAAUGCGAAACAGUACCAGGGGGACUUCGCGGAACAAGACUCAUCGCUGCGACGGCCGUCAAAAUGUGGGGUAAGAACGGCAUCGUAUCGUUCUAUCGCGGCCUUCCAAUGGGUCUUGUUGGCAUGUUUCCUUAUGCUGCCAUUGAUCUGGGCACUUUCGAAUACCUGAAACGUACCAUUACAGCCUACAACGUUAAGAAGUACGGAGGGCACGAAGCGGAUGCUGCCCCUAGCAGCUUUGCAACAGCUCUUAUUGGUGGAUUCAGCGGUGCUUUCGGAGCGUCUGCUGUCUACCCUUUGAACCUACUUCGCACCAGACUCCAGUCUCAAGGCACUGCCAGCCACCCACGCACCUAUACUGGCAUCAUGGAUGUCACACGACAAACACUUGCAGGAGAGGGAGUCAGAGGUCUCUUCAAGGGCCUCACUCCCAAUCUACUCAAGGUCGUCCCGGCUGUUUCCAUCACCUACGUCGUUUACGAAAACACAAAGAAAGCGCUCAACCUUCGCUGAUCCGCUACCCCUCACUAUACAACAUCCACUGCUUUACGAACGAGAUACCCACAAACCCUCUCUACUCAACGCAUGGCAUUGCCAGCACUCUGUUUUAUGCAGUCUCUCUGUCAUUGGAACCUGUCACAUUCCAACGUUUUCGUCCAUCACGCAUUGCGCAAGGCGCUAUAAUGGAGUUUGCUUUCAUUUCGUUCUUUCGUUUUAUUCUUGUUACUGGGUGGGCAGAAGUUGGCAUCACUUGUCAGCCAGGAUGUCAGAUGGACAAGAAGAUAUUUGUUCUCGGUUGCCAGCAAAUGGCGUGCUGUACUAUCUAUUGCAAUAGAGAGUUGCUGUUUUGUACCUUUGAAUAUUCUACAAUCUAGACCAUAUAAGUUGAUUCAUCG